Molecule: messenger RNA, 3000 nt
Organism: Eimeria necatrix
Lineage: Eukaryota; Apicomplexa; Conoidasida; Eucoccidiorida; Eimeriidae
Product: Conserved Plasmodium protein, related
Exons: 2
Coding region: 1-3000 (999 amino acids)
Source: RefSeq, a predicted model, not a curated record
AUGGAGCCUAGCAGCAGCAGCUUGGACGAGGGGCUACAGCCAAGCAGCACAAGUGAAGACAACAGCAAUACAACGCGCAGCAGCCAAAGCCCUGUCAGUAACGGCAACAGGAGGAGCAAUGGCGGCAGCAGUGGCGGCAGCGCCAGCAGCAGGAGUAGCAGCAGCGAUGGCAGCAGCACCAGCAACAGCCGAAGUAGCAAAAGCAGCAGUAAGGGCAUCGCCAGCAGCCUUAGCAGCGAGGAGGAGGUCGUGCCAUCUUCUUCCAGCAGCAGCAUGGAGGAGCCGGCAAAUAGGACUGCUUUGAGUCCGAGCCUCAGCUGCCGCCGUCGCCGCAGAAGCAGGAGCAGUAGCGAGGUCAGUGCUUACAGCAACAGCAGAUACAGCAGCGAAAGUGAAUAUUUUGGAGAUCCCCCUGCUGGGCGGCGUUUCAAGGAGCAGCAAGAGGAGGAGGAGCAGCACGAUCAGCACCAGGAGCACGAGCAGCAGCUCCUGCAAAUCGGUACAGGGAAACGAGGUACGAGGAGUUCCCCGAAUAACACCGGAAGCAGUGGCAGCGGAAGCAGAAGAAGUAGCAGUAGCAGCUGGAGCAACAGGAGGUAUCACGGUAGCAGCACGCGCAGGAAGUACAAACCUGCUUUGCCUUCUCGCUGCCGAGGUACAUUUACUGCUUCGGCAGACGCAACAACAGCUGCAGCUUUCAAAGCAGAAGCAUCCGAGCAGCCUUUGCUGCAGCUUGUGGCUUUCGAUGACAUACAACAGACUUUCACUCGCAGCCAAUGCAUGGCUAGCGGCCGAUGGUGCUGCUGCUGCAGUUGUUGCUGGAGACAGUCUCUGCCUCUACAGAGGCCCCGCCGCCCUGUGACAACUCAGAACGACACAGUUCAUGACGGUUACAGCAGCACGAGCAUGAAUGCCGUCAGUAGCAGUAGCUACAGCAACGACAGCGGCAGAAAGAAUAACCGAAGAAUUGAAACGGUGCAGGGCUGUCGUUGCCUCUGCGGCUCCUGUUGCUGCCGCGCCAGCAGGCAAGGCAACGAGAACAGCCGGAUGGCAGCUGAUAAUAUCAAUGAAGUCUCCCCGCAAGGCGGUCUCGAGGCGCAGUUGCUCUCCGCAGGCAUUUCUGCUACUUGGGGACACGCAAACAGCAACAGCAGCAGCAGCAGUCCGCAGAGGGGCGGAGAGUCUCGCGGGUCUGCUUCAUUUGUAGUGCAGCAGCUAGCUUCAGUGCACAUGGGACUCCCUUUACAUCAACAGGAACAGCUUCGAGCAGCAACAGCAGCAAGUAUGGCAACUUCUUUCCGGCAAGACCCCCAUCUGCAGGCGAGGGCCUUACUGGAGCUGGGAGCGGCUUCCGAAGCGAUCCCAACGUGGGAUUUGUUUUUGGAUUAUAGGAAGCCUAGCGGACUGCAGCAGCACCCGCUGCUGCCGUCGGCGAUACAGUUACUGAGGCGACUGCCGCGUUUUGCGCUCCCUUUGUACGAUCAGCAGCUGCUGCAAGGCGCGUGCGAGGACUCUGUUCUAUACCCAAAAUUCCAGGGCCUCGAGGUCCCCUUUCGGCUUCUUGCCCACGACCUACUUUUCCUUGCCACUUACUCUUAUCUAGCUGAUCUGCCCCACUGGCUGAGGCCUCCCAUUAGGCUUCUCAGGAUUGUAGGAUUCGUCUUGCUCAACGCAGAGCUCCACCAAAACCAGCUUCGUGAGGAACAGCAACAGCAGGGAGAAGACACAGAAGAUGAGGCGCAGAAUCGGGAUCUUGGCGUCUCUAGGCGCAUGGCACUUGAAGCACCGUCAGCUGCUGCAUUUACUGUAUCAGAGGGAGACGCAAUAGAGCUGGACGGAGCGAGCCCGGAGGCCAUGGAGGCGUACCACCUGCAGGGCCUCGUGCUUUUUAAUCUUCAAAUGAUCAUUAAUGACUUCUCGCCUACACUCAACCGCAUAGAGGUAUUAUGUGAUGGCAGCUGUAUAGUGAACGAUAACCCCUACGCUGCGCUGCACUCCCUCACGGCAUUCUUGCAACAGCACGGCUUCUCGCUACACAGCUUCAGGUAUAAACGAGGCGGCAACAUGGUCUCAAGCAACAGCAGUAAUAGCAAUGACGACAACAACGGGCUACGUCUCACAGCCGCGACAAUCCGAGCAGUUGGACAGGAAACUCACCCCAAGCAACACGAGGCGUGCAGCACCAGCAUCAACAGCAGCAGCAGAAACGCAAUUGAGGCUUUUAUUGAAACGUGCAAACGAAGAGAGGGGUUGGAGGAGAACAGGGUUCAGCUGCUGCUGAAGCAGCAGGACGGCCCGCUGAACCGUUCCGCGGCGUCCUGUUCUUCCUUCGCGGCAACGGCUACUACAGGUCCCGCUGCUGCAGCAGCAGACAGCGGUGCAGCGGCUUGUGCUUGCUGCCGCUGUCGAGGGGACGACGGUUCGUCAGAGGCUGCUGAAGCAGAAGCCUUUAUUUCGGCUGCUGCCGCUGCAGAUAGCGAUGAGCUCUCAGAAUCAGACGGAGACGAUGUUGAUGGAGUGCUGCGGACCCACACUUUGCCGGCAGACGUUUAUACGGAAAGUGCGUCAAGAAGCCGCGGUUUAGGGGAUGCAGUUGCUUCUAUCUUCCAUUCAUUAUUAAGAGCUCUCGACGAUGACCGCCAGCGAAGGAAGCAUCAGCGGCAUGACACCACUCCCCGCGUAUCUAUCCACUCCGUCCUGUACGUGCGAACCUCUCUAAAUGCUGCGGAAGCCCGAGCAGCAGAAGAAGCAGCAGCAGCAGCUGCGGCUGCUGCUGCAGAAGCAGAAGCCCAUGAACGCCGCCGAAUACAGCAUGACUACGAGCUUUGGCAGCAACGCGAGGGACAGGAGCAACGGCAAGAACAGCAGCAGCGGCAGUUGGAGCGACAGCAGCAGCAGAUCGCAGAAGAAGAGGGCGAUGGCGACAUAUUUACGUUCUUUGGGGCUGACAGUUUACGACCUGAUGAGUCCUUCCUUUCUUUCCUAGACGAUUUGUAUUAA